AUGUUAUCGGACAGGCCUUUGAACAUUUUUGUUCUCAAUGGAAUCUUUAGGGCACGAUCUCCAAGACGUAUGGUUCAAAGAAGAGGACGAAAUCGGUAUAGAAUACACCGAAAUACCAAUGUUCAAUUCAUCAAUAAUGAAGACACAUUGAAUCGAAUAACAAACCUUCCUACGCAAAUUGCAAAUGAUCCAUAUAUAAAUGGAUUUUUCAACG
This is a messenger RNA of Funneliformis caledonium, 214 nucleotides long. The record is from the annotation of a GenBank genome assembly. Lineage: Eukaryota; Fungi; Glomeromycota; Glomeromycetes; Glomerales; Glomeraceae.